UUAAUUGUUAUUUCUUGGAUAUUAAAUUAUGGUAGAUGAAAUUAUAUUUUUUAUUUAAUAUUUAUAAAAAAUGAUUAUGAAAUAUAUAUAAUUAGAAGAUUAAUUAUUAUUGCUGCUAUAACUAAAAGAGCUCAGAUUCCUUUUAGUUCUUGGUUACCUGCUGCUAUGGCAGCUCCUACUCCUGUAUCUGCUUUAGUACAUUCUUCAACUUUAGUAACUGCUGGAGUAUAUUUAUUAAUUCGUUUUAAUUUAUUAUUGAUUGAUAUAUUAUUUUUAAAAAUUUUAUUAUUAUUAUCUGGUUUAACAAUAUUUAUAGCAGGUAUUUCAGCUAAUUAUGAGUUUGAUUUAAAAAAAAUUAUUGCUUUAUCUACUUUAAGACAAUUAGGUUUAAUAAUAAGAAUUUUAAGUAUAGGAAUACCGGAUUUAGCUUUUUUUCAUUUAUUAACUCAUGCUAUAUUUAAGGCUUUAUUAUUUAUAUGUGCUGGAGUUAUUAUUCAUAUAAUAAAUGAUACUCAAGAUAUUCGAUUAAUAGGAGGAAUUAGAAAUUAUAUUCCUAUAACUUCUUUAUGUAUAAAUAUUUCUAAUUUGGCAUUAUGUGGUAUUCCCUUUUUAGCGGGAUUUUAUUCUAAGGAUUUAAUUUUAGAAAUAGUAAGUUUAAGAAAUUUAAAUUUAUUAAUUUAUUAUAUUUAUUAUUUAUCUACAGGAUUAACUAUAUUUUAUACUAUUCGAUUAAUUAUAUAUUUAAUAGUAAAUGAUUAUAAUUUAAUAAGAAUUUAUAAUUUAUAUGAUGAAGAUUAUACUAUAUUAAAAAGAAUAAUAGUUUUACUUUUUAUAAGAGUUAUUAGUGGUUCUAUAUUAAGUUGAAUAAUUUUUUUAAAUCCAUAUAUAAUUUAUUUACCUUUAAAUAUAAAAAUAAUAGUUGUAUACGUUAGAUUAUUGGGAGGGUUUAUUGGUUAUUUUGUUAGAAAUAUAAUAAUUUAUUCAAUAAAUAAAUUUUUAAUAACUUAUAAUAUUAGAAGAUUUUUAUGUUUAAUAUGAUUUAUACCUAGAUUAUCUACUUAUGGUUUAAAUUAUUAUUUUUUAAAGUUAGGACAAAAUUUAUUAAAAUAUAUUGAUUUAGGAUGAAGUGAAUUAUAUAGAGGACAAGGUAUAUAUUAUAUUUUAAAAAAUUAUUCAAUUUUUUAUAAUUUUUAUCAAGUAAAUAAUUUUAAAAUUUAUUUAUUUAGAUUUGUUAUAUGAAUAAUAAUUUUUAUAUUUUUAAUAAUAAUUUAAUAAAA
Molecule: messenger RNA, 1277 nt
Organism: Galleria mellonella (greater wax moth)
Lineage: Eukaryota; Metazoa; Arthropoda; Insecta; Lepidoptera; Pyralidae
Product: NADH-ubiquinone oxidoreductase chain 5-like
Exons: 1
Biological process (GO): electron transport coupled proton transport; ATP synthesis coupled electron transport
Molecular function (GO): NADH dehydrogenase (ubiquinone) activity
Source: RefSeq, a predicted model, not a curated record